GCUAUCCCGAUCCUAUCAACAUCGUAUCGACCUCGCGGGGCACCCCAGCAGAGAUACGGGGAAGCUGAUAAACAAAAAAACCACCGCCUUACCGUAUAAGUGAUCGCUCCACCGCCUUCCGGAAUUCAAAAACGAGCAACACCAUGCGCGGUUCACUCUGGGAAUUCCUAAUGAUCUGCGGCCUCUUUUCGGCCGUGGCGGGCAAUGGCCUGAGCACCCAGUAUCGAGGCAAAGCCCAGCAUCCCGAAUUGCCGGAUCACUGCAUCUACGAGGAGCUCGACUUGGCUGUCCCGCUGUACGGUUCUGCCCUGCCCACCGGCUACAGGGGCUACUGCGUCAAGGCGAUGUGCACGGAGGACUACCUGCUGAUGAUACGACACUGUGACCCACUUCCGUUUCCACGGAACGGCUGUCGCUUGUCCGCCGGGAACUUUGAGCUGCAGCAUCCCCACUGUUGUCCCCAGAUGGAGUGUCCCAAUGGAGUCUCAGACUAGCCACCAUCUCUUCUCUAUCCUUCAAGUUACAAUGUCUUUCCUACAAAAAUACGAACAUAAAUGAACAAUAUUUUGAACUAAAAAGACUAAA
Drosophila ananassae is the source of this 585-nucleotide messenger RNA. RefSeq lists its product as uncharacterized. The record is from RefSeq and is a predicted model, not a curated record. The coding region runs from base 144 to 494 and encodes 116 amino acids. The transcript is spliced from 2 exons. NCBI's taxonomy places the organism in Eukaryota, Metazoa, Arthropoda, Insecta, Diptera, Drosophilidae.